GCACGGGCGGCGGCGGCGGCUCCCAGCCCCGUCACCCCUCGGGGGCUCCGGGCUCCCCUCACACUCCGGGUUUUCAGGUUCAUUUCCUGCUGGGUUAAAUUUAGUUGGUUUUUCAGCGCCUUGGUAAAUCCUACGGGUUCCUUCUGGGCUUUUGUCCUUUCCCGCCCUCCAGCCUCAAUAAUAGAUUAUAGUUAUCUGACCCAAAAAUACUUGCAUUGCCAGAUCUUCAUAGAUUGUCUUAGGCUGGGAUCUCCUUUUCCAUGAGUUAAUAUGCUUAAGGCUUGAGCUGGUGUCUUAAACGUCAUGCAGUUUUUAAUAUAAAUUAACAUCCAAUAUCAAAUAUUGAAGUUUUUAGGAGAUAAUAAGAGUUUUAAGGGGCUGCAGUCUUUUGACUGCUUGCAUAAAGUCCAAAUAAUUCUGCUGGUUGACGUGGUGGUGUUCUGUCACAGGUUGGACUCAGUGGCCCCAGAGGUCUUUUCGAACCUAAUUGAUUCUGUGAUUCUGUCAUUUUAUGCAUUAAAUACCUAUACGUUUUCCCAUACCUGAUAACGUCUUGCAAAACUGGAGAAAAAAAUUUGGGAGAGCAGUAUUUCUAAGUGAUAAUUUUAGCCACUGGAAUUUUGUUUUGCUCAUACAGCAUGAGUUGAAAGGCCUCUUAGUGUCGUCUCUUUUCCCCAAAUGCAUAUUUACAGUUUUGACGUAAAUAUCUUGCGUCACUAAUUUAAAGUGUUAACUGUGCAUUUGGUAAGGUAUUAUUGGUAACUUUCUUAAAUUACAUUAAACAUAUCAGCAAAAUUGCAUUUUGAGGGUGUAGGCAUAGAUUAUGUAUAGUGCUUUAUCUCAUAUAAAAAUGACACAAAAAAUCACAACUCUAGGCAGUGUUACUCUGUCAGCUUUUGUGUUUUAUGUAAAACCAACAUAAAGCUUCCUUUCAGCAUGUUAACUGGACUGACCACCCAGUUUAAGCAUUCCUGUGUGUAUUAUUUCCCAAUUUUAUGUUUUAACAGGAAUGUAAAUUCCACCAAUAUGCUUUCUACAUAGGAUAGAAAAACAUAUGACACUUUAUUGUGAAAAUAAAGCUUGAAAAUCAUAAUUUUUCAGCCAAAAGAAGUUUCUAGUUCUACAUUAAAUUUAUCAUUUCAGAAAAAAAGGGUUUCUAGGUUUACAUUAAAUUUAUCAUUUUAGAGAUUAUUUUGGUUGAACAGAGUUUUGCCUUUUCUAGUCUGAUUUCACUCUUGAUUUGCAGAAUAUUUAUAGUUAAUGUUGAUGUGCCUGGGAAUGUGACUUGAUUUUUAUACAUUUUUUUUUUCUAAAAAGGUGGCAGAAAUAGGCUGUUUAAAAACAACAUUUGGACAUGGCUCUUCACUGAGGUCAACCUGAAGCCAGUUUUGCAUCCUGUUUUUCAUUCUAAUGGAACAAAUGGUGUUUGGUAUUUCCUGCUUUGGACUGGGCAGACUGGAUUCAGAAAGCACAAAGGCUCAACUCUGAGGCAGAGACCACAUCUGCUACUGGAAUAAGCCACUUGCAGUGGAAAAAAGUAUGUCCUCCUAGUCCCAGGAUAAGUUUGAUUUUGAAUACCGGUGUGCUUUUUAAAGUGACAAUACAAAGGACAAUGCACAGUGUGUAUCCUGAUGACAUUUGGUGUGCUGUGACAUGGCUUUUGUCAUGGCAUCUGAGACUGAAAAGGCCCACGCUCUUCUCCAGACUUUCAGCGCAGCUUCAGUUAUUUCCAGUCUAGGUUUGGGGAUAUUCUGCUUUGUAGCAGACAGACUUCUGCAGUUUUCCUUCAUUCAGCAAAAUGACUGGCUCCGAGCCUUCUCUGAUAAUGCAGUGCAUGGUAUACUGGGAAUGUGGUCCUGGGCCAUAGUGAUUGGACUCAGGAAGAAAAGUGACUUCACUGAGGUCACUCUGGCUGGCUUCCUCGCCUCUGUCAUUGACGUGGACCACUUCUUUCUUGCUGGAUCCCUCUCCUUAAAGGCUGCUCUGACUCUUCCACGGAGACCACUUCUUCAUUGUUCUACCAUGAUUCCCGUUGUGGCUCUGACAUUAAAGUUUAUUAUGCACCUUUUCAGGCUUAAGGACUCAUGGUGCUUUCUUCCCUGGAUGUUGUUCAUAUCCUGGACUUCUCAUCAUGUCCGUGACGGGAUUCGUCAUGGCCUCUGGAUCUGCCCAUUUGGAAAAACUCCUCCUUUGCCAUAUUGGCUGUAUGUGGCAAUUACAGCAUCUUUACCUCAUCUGUGUUCAUUCAUCAUGUAUUUAACAGGCACUAGAGAAUUAAUGUCUAUAAAACAUGGAAUCCACAUUGAUGUGUAAGAAUGAUGGCUUUUAAAGGCUGUUUGUAUUAUCUCCUGGCUGUCUAUUACUGAAGGGGUUUCUUUCUAUUUCCUACACCUUCCAAGUUAGGCAUUUUAAGGUUGUGGAGCCAGUUACAGCUGUGUCAAUUCCUUGUUGUCAUAGAACCUAUUUAAUGAAUGGUGAUAAUUUUAUAUCUAUACAUUUCCCUUCUAAAGCAUGUGAUCUCCCAUGAUAGCUCAUGCAUAGCUAGCUGAUCUAUAAAGUUCUUAGUCUCUCUCUGUAGUAAUUGCAUUACUGUCACAGAUUUUAUUGUCAUGGUGCCAUUCUUCUGAUCACCAUUCACUUUGGAUUUGUAUUUUGCCUUUAGAGAAUACAUUUCAAUCUAGAUAGUAUUUGUAUAGCGCUUUAAAAAUAUAAAGUACUGUAUAAAUGCUAAGUAUUACUGGGGAUUUAAUAGUGUAUGGCAGUUGUAAAAAAAUGUUAGCCUUUUGAAUUUAUUCAUUUGUUAAGAGUCCUGCUGGACUCUUAUAUUGGACUGUUUUAAAAGAAACACUGUCUGUAUUUCACACUGUGCAGCUGUCUAUGCACCUCUUCAAACCCUGCUACCAUGUAGAGUUUUAGUAAAUUCUGUUCCCCUGUAGUUGCUUGGUACUAAAUUUGCAGAUAAUUACUAGCUUCGUGGUUAGAAAAGAGAAGGCAGUUUGGUUAUAGUAUUAUGAUGUGUUGACCAAAUUGUUUUUAAUUUUUAAAAAUACACUAAUUAUGAAUACUAUUGAAUUUGAAACUAAGGAAUUUUAGUAAAUAUUUAAGGGUUGUGUGAAGGCAAACAUUUAUUACAGUAAAACAUAAGCUUUAGAGAAGAUAGAAGAAAAUAAAAAUUGCUCAAAAUGUGUUUGCUUAAAGACAUUACUGUCUUACUGUACUUGUAAAUGGCAUUUUCCAUUAAGUGCAAUAUCAUCCUCAUAAUUGUUAAAUAAAAUGCAUUAUUAUUAUUAUUAUUAUUAUUAUUAUUAUUAUUAUUAUUAUUAUUAUUAAUUGGGAUUACUGGUUUAAUCAGUACCAGAGACCUUCUGUGGCUCUUUGCAGCACACUAUGCUAAUUAUGGAAAAUGUUUUACCCCUUUAAAAUGUGUCUUUCCACCAAAGGAAUAGUCUCUGCACUGUUUGUUCCUCAUGUUAGAAAUGUAUGCUAAUGCAAACUUGUCUGACAGUACAGUUUAGCCUUUAUUAUAAAAUGAAUAAAAGGUUUCUUUCUUGGAAAGAAAAUUGGAAAAGCAGAACAUUCCUUAAAGGGUUAUCCUCAUGCCAUGGAUUUCUGUCUCUUAUAGUGUUCCAGAAACAACGUAAGAAAUGUCUUGCUUUAGGGCCCUCAGAGCAAGAACUGUCUUUUAUGCAAAGGCAUGAUGGUUUACUAGAGAAGCACUGCUCAUUCAUUUACUUCUGUCCUGUAUUUUAAACUGCAGGCUAUGAAUGCCAAUAAUGAAUAUAUUUGGUGCAAGGAGUGAACACUGAAGUCCGUGUAGAAAAUUUUCAAUAUUCUUGUUUCAUGGUAUAAUAUUUGUAUAAUUUUGUGCUUUAUGCAGGUUUGUUGCAAAGGGAAAUGCAUAUAGGAACAAAGUGGAGAAUUGCACUUUCUCACUUUUAGACUGUAGCUCUAGCAUUUUCUAACUAUGUGUCCACCAAUGGUCCUUAAGAUUGAUACUUUACUGUUCUAGCUAUUUUUAAGGAUCAAUUAAUGGGGAUGUCUUCAGUAGUUUAAAACCACAUAUUUUCAUUCUCUGUAUUUCUAGCUAUUUUUGUGUGAGUUUUUACAGUAAUUGUUAGCUGUGUUUCAAAAUACUGUUUUUUCUGGUCAUGUUCUUACACCAGUUCUACGACAGCAAUGGGUGAACACCACUUGGAAAUGUGUUAAGGAAAGUAGCAAGCACUUGUAAUACAUGACUUCUUUCCCUCUCCUUCCAAACAGGCAUGGCAGUCUCACACCUCAACCUGACAUUCAGGCAACUAUAGCUGACACUGGCAACUUUACAAAGUAAACAGAGAUGUUGCAUGCAUUGCUGUAAUUUGUACAUAGACAGAGUAGAGUACAAAGGAGAACUAAAAGUGUUUGACUCACCUGUGUGUCACGGGCAGAGUGGGAGCUUCAGAAAAAGUUUAUUAGAGAAGUCCCCCCGCAUUGAGUCAGGAGGCACAGAAGGGACCCUCUUGCUUUCUAAACUCCUUCUCAGAGAGGCAUCUAGGUAUGGCUGGAUCCAGUCUUAGCCCGACUUUGCCAAUGGUUUAUGUCUAAAGGAUUAUACAUGUGGAAUUGAACCUUAAUACAGCUUUGUCCCACAGAAUUAAGAAUGGCAAUAUUUAUAUAAAAAUAAAUUCUUUAUUGUGAUAACGAUUAGACUAAAAGGUCUUAACCAGAAUUAUUUACUACAGAGUAUUGGUAGCUGUAUAGUGCAGUGCAGUACUUUUGACACAAUAUUGAAGUUAUUAUAUUAAAGCAGUUCUAUUGAAGCAAUUAUGUCAAAGCUAGCAAAAGCAAUUAUUAAGCAGAGAUUGAUGUUACUCAGCCAUACCAACGACUGUGAGCAAAUCUCGUUCUCUCAGUCUUGAGGAGUAACCUUGAGGGCCAUCCCCACUCCGGAGAGGAAUUUUCACACACACUCCAGAAAGAGGGGAUGUUACAAGAUCCUCAAAUUAAAAAGUGGAAACUGGGCCAUGUGUUUCUGGGUCAGCUGUGUCAGCUCAGCAUCUUUCAAUCAGUUUAUCAGUGGUAUUACUUGGUUGUCCUAUAUCACGUACUUUACCAGGUCUACCACAGCUUCACCUCACUAUCAGGACGUUUAACUCUGGGACUGAUGAGUCAGGCUAGUUUCAGCAUUAUUCCACACCAAAAGCAGCAGGACAGCCCCCUUCUCCAUUCACCCGUAGCUUUGGAAAGCUUUGUUGGAGUUGUUUUACCCCCACUCCAGGCAGAGCAUCCUGCUACACCAUGUCACCUGGGAGAUACACCUGCCUGUUACAGGUGAAUUGCCUAACAAUUCCUUACCGGUAUUUCAUGUACAUUUCAAAUUCACUGGUAUUUUUCAACUAUGCAUUGAUGCCUGCCAUGUGUAGCAAAACCAUGAUGAAAAUAAAACAAAAUGCUAAAAACAUAA
Messenger RNA from Pipra filicauda (Wire-tailed manakin), 5443 nucleotides. It is a transcript of the gene TMEM267, whose product is annotated as transmembrane protein 267. The transcript is spliced from 4 exons. The coding region runs from base 1654 to 2313 and encodes 219 amino acids. Lineage: Eukaryota; Metazoa; Chordata; Aves; Passeriformes; Pipridae. The record is from RefSeq and is a predicted model, not a curated record.